Trypanosoma rangeli is the source of this 1320-nucleotide messenger RNA. RefSeq names its product MYND zinc finger (ZnF) domain-like protein. The coding region runs from base 1 to 1320 and encodes 439 amino acids. The transcript has a single exon. The record is from RefSeq and is a predicted model, not a curated record. Lineage: Eukaryota; Euglenozoa; Kinetoplastea; Trypanosomatida; Trypanosomatidae.
AUGCCGUCGCAGAAGAAAAACACCGCGGUACCACCCCCACCCAGGCCCGACCCUGUGACGCUCGACCACAUCUACGAUCGCCUGACGCGGCCAGAUGUGGCUAUGGAGGAGCGGGCGUAUUACCUGGUUGCUCUCAGCACUGUCGCCUUCCACCCGAGUGUGAAGCUGUUUUUCUUUGAGCACACGCCAGUGCAUCCAACCGCGUCGCUUGGCGCUGGUGGCAGCGCGGAGGAUCGCGGUGGCCCAGGCACUGCAGAGUCUGUUUUAGUGGCGGAGGCAAACACCCGCCGUCGCGAGGCAGUGCUGAAGGGCAUCGCCUUUUUCCUCGCCCAGCGCAACAGUGCGGUGGUGCAGGAGUGUCGCUGGGAGACGGUCGCGCUGCUCGGGGAGCUGUGCCGCCUUGAAAGUCUCACGCCACUUCGUCCUGGUGGCCACGCCAAGAACGCCCUGGGCGCCGCGCUUGUGCCUUCCCCGCAGCAGGAUGUGGUGCAAAAGAUCAACCACUACGCACGGGCAAACCUUGAGUUUCUUGCACGGCUGCCAUGGUUUGUCCCGGCUGUGCAGGAGCUCAUUGGGGCGGAGACGGUCGAGGAAGGCACCACCACAUCGCUCUCCCCCUCCACUGCCGCAUCGUCGUCAACGGGUGGCACGGCUUCUGUGGCUCUUCGACGCACUGCGCGGCGGCAGAAUGCGGGCAACACCACCGGCGGCGAAGCUACGGGUGUCCGUGAAAUGGACGAGGACGUGUGCAUUGCGCUGAAAGACAUUUUAGCGGCUCUCCCAGAAGUUCGGCGUGGGGAGGGGGCGGAGGCUGCCGUUGUGUGGUCCGCUGCAUGCGUGGAUCAGGCGCACGACUUGAUGUUCCUUGACGCCUCCACGACUAUGCUGCACCUUAUCCCGCUUGUCGCCCGCAGCAGUCAUCGGCAGUGUGCACACUGCGAACAACGCGUCAACGCUGCUGCUGGCGGCGACGAUCACAACGGUGCCGGCGCGCUGCUGCGCUGUGGUAGUUGCAGGGCGGUGUACUACUGCGAUACUACGUGUCAGCGGGCCCACUGGGCCGCCGCCCACCGUGUGCCGUGCCGGAGCUACAGGCAGCAGGCGGAGGACAUCAUGGCGCAGUACGUGGCAAUGAACAAGAAGUCGCUCGGCGGUAGCAGGAAAAAGGCGCAGCAGGACACGGUGGCGGUGCUGGAGGUGCCGCUUGAGCCCUCCCUCUUUUACGAGACACGUCGGUACUUGUACGACCACCGCGACUCAUCAUUUGCGGAGGUGCCAUUUAUGGACUACUUCAUGAAGUACACGGUCCGCGGGAGUUAG